CAUCGGAAGGGUAGGUUCUGUUUCAUAGUUCCUCAGUCAGUGAGUCUUCCUGUUUUUAUUUGCAACGGAAUAAAACAUAAUACGCGCAUGUUACAUUUUUUCCCUCCCUCACAACCGCCGUCAAACAUAUCAACCCACUGAAUGUGUUUUGAGUUUUGUCCAAUCAAAGGAAUAUCCAAAAGGAUGUAGUGAGUCAUCAAGGAUGAAGUGAAAUUGUGCCUUUAUAAGACAACAUUUUCGUUGGUGGUCUAUUGAAAUGGAAUCAAUAUGAAGUUAUUAAAUGAAGAUACGUGAUGCUAUAUGUGAUACAGAUCAUCACGCGAUGGUGUAAAUUGAAGCGUACUAAUCAGUAAAGUUUACAAAAUCAUACCAUGAACUGGAUUGAGAGGAGUCAACGCAAAUCGUAGAUAUUAUUUUCUGGUAUCUGCUGUCCAGUCUAAUGCUUGCUUGCGGUCUUGGUGGUGCUCGUGUCGAUUACAUAUAAUUGCAAUGGCCUUUCGUCGGGUGCAAACACAAAUGGUGUCACAUGUGUUGAUUUCGAUGAUGGUCUUCCUACCGGCAUUGACCUGUCCCGGGAUUGUAACCAACGAAGUUCACGUAGAUUGUGAUGACGACACCAAAACAGCCAAGUCAAAGAUCAACCCUACGACUCCGAUUACUGAAUACUUUAAAGAGCAUGAAGUCAGCGAAAAGGAUUCUCGAUUGGCCUUGGAAGCAUUGGAUUUAGAACAAAUUGCUAAAGUUCCAGCCUGGUGUGAAGAAUGUGACAUUGAUAAGAUUAAUUUCUGUCACUCAGCGGCGUUCAUCAACGAUCACUGCUGCUGUGAGCACCGUCAUGCAAGGGAAAAAUUGUCAUGGAUUCCGCAUACAUGCUAUUUGGGAAAAGAACGAUGCCAACCUCAUACUAGUUCCUGUAGCAAGUACCGAGAGAUACGAGAAUGUUGCUGUGAUCGCUUGCUUAUUGGAGAGUAUAAAGCUAGAUUCUCUACGGGAUCCAACACCUGUAAACCAAAACGGGUGGCCAGCUGGGUUCUGUCAGUGGGCUGGAUGACGAUCGGAGCAAUCAUUCUUCUCAGUUAGUAGCUGAGAGAAACAUAAAACGACGGAUUCUGCACCCACCAAAGACCAACCGUACUAUAGUUGACUAGAAUGAAUGAGCAACUCGAGCGAUUUGGUAAUCCUACAGAUUGGAUAAAAACUUAUUGCAUCACCAGUGUCAUAUAGGUUAAACAAAGUGUUAAAAACGACAAUAAAUGACGUAGUUUUUUGGCAUUUUAUAUCCAACCCAACUCUUGUAUUGUAGCAAACUGCAGCAUUAAUCCAAGCUUCUUUCGAAAACAGGAAAACCCUUUUGUGGGUUUUUUUUAUGUUCUAAACAUGUCAACUUGAUUUUGUAAUCUUCUCAUAUCAAUCGAAAUUGAUAAAAUGAACCGAAUUGAUUGAAGUUUCAAGUUGUAACUUUCACGUUCUACAUUCCUUAAGUUUUUAUUGAUGUAUUCUAUUCUUAUAGUUUAUCGGCAAAGCUAAUGUUGACAAUAACAACAAUAUCAUUUAUUUGAUCGAUUGUCCUAGCUUUAAAUAUUGCUGUCACAAAAUCUCUAAUACUCUCUCUUCUAGCGUAAAUUCUACGUCAUUUGUGAAAAAUCCACCAACAAGGAAUAAGUAUGUACAUUGCUAACACGAUCUACCAACAAAGCGUUUAAGGCUGUGGCAGUUUAGCGCUGAUUAUUCAUGUGCUAUAAUAGGUUUUUAUGUUAUUUAUAUAAUUUAUGUUAUUUAUAUGUUUAAGUCAAUAUAUUUGUGAGUAAGCAUCUUUUCAUUAUUUUAGUUACCAUUUGGUCAACAUAUCAUACGUCGCAGAAAUAAAAAAAAACUAAUUAUACCCGAAAAAUGUGACAGAACUCUCACCAUUAAUUAUUAGAAUAGAAACAUUGAUUCUGUGUUUAAAACAUUAGCGGAUCUGAAUGUAUCUUGGCCAAACGUUCAUUUGAAGUACAUUUACUACUGUAAGUUUCACACAGAAAUAUUUUAAUCGCUAUUGUCUUAAGUUUGAAUAUUUCAUGUCCUAGUAUUGAGCCGUACUAUAAAAAUUAUAUUCACAGAAAAUAAUACGACGUACCCUUACUAUAAAUUAUUUUAGAUAGCGCCUAUAGGAGAAACAUAACAAGUGGUUUCGAUUACUAAACUACUGGAGAUUUCCUCAACAUAUAUAUAUUUUGAAAUAUUUGAUGAAAUAUAUGAGAACCGCUACCAAAUAAAAGCAAACAGCAAAACUUGAAAAA
Messenger RNA from Malaya genurostris, 2282 nucleotides. RefSeq lists its product as uncharacterized. The transcript has 3 exons. The record is from RefSeq and is a predicted model, not a curated record. The coding region runs from base 490 to 1080 and encodes 196 amino acids. NCBI's taxonomy places the organism in Eukaryota, Metazoa, Arthropoda, Insecta, Diptera, Culicidae.